Cajanus cajan (pigeon pea) is the source of this 1185-nucleotide messenger RNA. RefSeq names its product peroxidase 55. The record is from RefSeq and is a predicted model, not a curated record. Gene Ontology annotation, biological process: response to oxidative stress; hydrogen peroxide catabolic process. NCBI's taxonomy places the organism in Eukaryota, Viridiplantae, Streptophyta, Magnoliopsida, Fabales, Fabaceae. Gene Ontology annotation, molecular function: heme binding; peroxidase activity.
AUUCACUGUCCUGUCUUACGAUAUUUUUCCUUCACAAUUUAUAAGUAACAUUAUUUCUAUUUAGUAUAUAGUGUUGUGGAGAGCGCACUUACAUAGCUAGCAACCAGAGAAAGGGAAAUGGAGAUCAUAAGGAUAGUAUUGAUGUCUGUUUUGAUGGCUUUCACAAUGCUUAUAUCUAAGGGAGAAGGCCAAUUAGUAGAGAAUUUCUAUGCUUCAUCUUGUCCAAAGGUCGAAUCCAUCGUAACUAAAGCAGUGACUACCAAGUUUUCUCAAACCAUCAUCACUGGACAAGCAACACUGCGUCUAUUUUUCCAUGAUUGCUUUGUUGAGGGAUGUGAUGCUUCUAUUAUGAUCUCAUCGCCAAAUGGAGACGCAGAAAAAGAUGCCACGGAAAGUCUUUCUCUUGCAGGAGAUGGGUUUGACACUGUUAUCAAGGCAAAGCAAGCAGUGGAAGCUGCAUGCCCCGGCGUCGUUUCAUGCGCAGACAUUUUAGCACUCGCUACCAGAGAUGUCAUAGGCUUGCUUGGUGGGCCUUCAUUCAAGGUAGAGCUAGGGCGCAAAGACGGGCUUAUUUCUAAGGCCUCGCGCGUAGAAGGAAACCUUCCGAAAGCAAACUUCAAUCUGGGCCAACUGAACGCCCUCUUCUCCAAACACGGCCUGGCCCAAACCGACAUGAUAGCCCUCUCCGGAGCCCACACCAUAGGGUUCUCACACUGCGACCAGUUCACGAACCGCUUAUACUCCUUUUCGCGCUCCUCUCCCGUGGACCCCACACUGGACCCCACCUACGCCGGAAAUUUGAUCGCUCAGUGUCCUCGUAAUAGCGACCCCAGCGUAGUGGUUCCCCUGGACCCGCAAUCCCCUGUGGCCUUCGACAACGUUUAUUACACGAACUUGAUGUCGGGACAAGGGUUACUAACCUCGGACCAGGUGCUGUUCACGGACGCUGCGUCGCAGUCUACGGUGGUGCGGUUCGCGAGAAACGGUGCGGACUUCAAUGAAGCGUUUGUGGCAGCCAUGAGGAAGCUUGGAAGGGUUGGGGUCAAGACUGGGAAAAAUGGAGAGAUUAGGAGAGAUUGCACGUCGUUUAAUUCAAAAACUGUGAAGGGUUAGUUUGUGAAAGUGGAUUCGUUGUUGAAUAAUGUUUACCAUGGAAAGGUUCACGUAAAUAAGCUUUCAUUUGCA